Molecule: messenger RNA, 5388 nt
Organism: Pseudoliparis swirei
Lineage: Eukaryota; Metazoa; Chordata; Actinopteri; Perciformes; Liparidae
Gene: hdlbpa
Product: high density lipoprotein binding protein a
Exons: 28
Coding region: 214-4035 (1273 amino acids)
Cellular component (GO): nucleus; cytoplasm
Molecular function (GO): mRNA binding
Source: RefSeq, a predicted model, not a curated record
UGGGCGGCACUGGUAUAUAUCCGUCAGCCUUCAAUCCCACCUUCUCGCCAGUGGAAUUUCAUCUCAGCUCCUGCAUCUUCAGGGCAGACGAGAACAAAAAAGAAGCAAAAGCUGGCAGGCUGACGUGAAAUUGCAUCUUUACAGGACGGAUUAUCUGGUAACUGACCAUUUUGCUGUGGCACACUCGGACUCUGUAAACGUGGGAUUUUGAUCAUGAGCUCAGUCGCUGUACUUACGCAGGAAAGCUUCAAUGAGCACCGCAGUGGGCUCCGAACGGAGAAGGGUGCUGCUGGGGCGGGACUCAAUGCUGGAGAGGAAGAGGAGGCUCUUCCUACCUACAAGGAUGCCUUCCCGCCUCUGCCCGAGAAGGCGGCCUCACCUGAGGGGACCCAGGAAACUGCCAACGCCUGGACAUCCAAGAUCCGUCCUCUCAAGUCUUCUGUUAUCACCCAGGUUUUCCAUGUGCCACUAGAGGAGCGCAAGUACAAGGACCUCAACCAGUUUGGGGAAGGAGACCAAGCGAAGGUCUGCGUGGACAUCAUGCACAAGACCGGAGCCCACCUGGAACUCUCCUUGGCAAAAGAUCAGGGUCUCUCCAUCAUGGUUUCUGGAAAGUUGGAUGCCGUGAUGAAGGCCCGCAAGGAGAUUGUGUCCCGACUCCAGACUCAGGCCUCGGCUACUGUCGCCAUCCCCAAGGAGCACCAUCGCUUCGUCAUCGGCAAAAACGGGGAGAAGCUUCAGGAGCUGGAGCUCAAGACUGCCACCAAAAUCCAGAUCCCACGACCCGACGACACCAGUAACCAGAUCAAGAUCUCUGGUACCAAGGAGGGCCUUGAGAAGGCCAAGCAUGAGAUCCUGUUGAUCUCUGCUGAGCAGGACAAGCGCGCUGUGGAGAGGGUGAACAUUGACAAGGUGUACCACCCGUUCCUCACCGGCCCCUUCAACAAGCUGGUAGGAGAGAUGAUGCAGGAGACCGGUGCUCGCAUCAAUGUCCCCCCUCCGAGUGUGAACAAGACGGAGAUUGUCAUCACUGGGGAAAAGGAACAGGUGGCCCUCGCUGUGACACUGAUCAAGAAGGUUUAUGAAGAAAAGAAGAAGAGCACCACCACCAUUGCAGUGGAGGUGAAGAAGUCUCAGCACAAGUAUGUGAUCGGCCCCAAGGGUAACACCCUGCAAGAGAUCCUGGAGAAAACUGGCGUCUCGGUCGAGAUCCCACCGUCUGACAGCAGCUCAGAAACUGUCAUCCUUCGCGGGGAGCCAGACCGUCUGGGUCAGGCCCUCACUGAAGUCUACGCCAAGGCAAACAGCUACACUAUUUCCUCAGUCUCAGCUCCCUCUUGGCUUCAUCGUUUCAUUAUUGGCAAGAAGGGGCAGAACUUGGCCAAGAUUACCCAACAAAUGCCCAAGGUGCACAUCGAGUUCACCGAGGGAGAAGAUAGGAUCACCCUGGAGGGUCCCACCAAAGAUGUGCAGAUGGUGCAGGGCCAGAUUGAAAUCAUUGUGACAGAUCUGGUCAACCGCAUGGACUUCACCGAGAUCAGCGUGGAUCCUAAAUUCCACAGACACCUGAUCGGAAAAGGAGGCGUGAACAUCAACCGCAUCAAAGAACUGCACAAGGUGACUGUCCGCAUCCCCCCUGACAACGAGAAGAGCACCGUGAUCCGUAUUGAGGGGGAUCCCCAGGGUGUACAGGAGGCCAAGAAGGAGCUGCUGGAGCUAACCACACGCAUGGAGAACGAGCGUACAAAGGACCUGAUCAUUGAACAACGUUUUCAUCGAGCCAUCAUUGGCCAAAAGGGGGAGAACAUAAAAGAAGUCCGGGACAAAUUCCCAGAGGUCAUCAUCAAUUUCCCCGACCCAGCACAGAAAAGUGACAUUGUUCAACUUAGGGGUCCACGGAAUGAGGUUGAGAAAUGUGCAAAGUUCAUGCAGAAGAUAGUGGCUGAAAUGGUAGAGAAUGGCUUCUGUCUCUCAGUCCCUAUCUUCAAGCAGUUCCACAGAAAUAUAAUUGGAAAAGGAGGAUCAAAUAUUAAGAAGAUUCGGGAGGAAACCAGCACAAAAAUUGACCUGCCUGCUGAGAACAGCAACUCCGAGAUGAUUGUCAUCACAGGCAAGAAAGCAAACUGCGAGGUUGCACGAACUCGCAUCCUGGCUAUUCAGAAGGAGCUGGCCAACAUCACAGAGAUGGAGGUGUCCAUUCCCUCAAAGCUGCACAACUCCCUGAUCGGGUCGAAGGGCCGCUUCGUGCGCUCCAUCAUGGAGGAGUGUGGCGGCGUGCACAUCCACUUCCCCACUGAGGGCUCAGGGAUCGAUAAGGUCACCAUCCGAGGCCCCGCGGAGGAGGUGGAGAAGGCCAAGCAGCAACUGCUCGCCCUGGCAGAGGAGAAGCAAACAAAGAACCACACUGCGGAGCUGCGUGCUAAACCGGAAUACCACAAGUUCCUCAUCGGGAAAGGUGGCGGAAACAUCCGCAAGGUUCGCGACAGCACCGGGGCCAGGAUCAUUUUCCCCACCGCGGAGGACAAAGACCAGGAGCUCAUCAUCGUGGUUGGCACUGAAGAAGCCGUACGGGAUGCGCAGAAGGAGCUGGAGGAACUCAUCAAGGGUUUGGACAACGUCGUCGAGGACAAUAUGAUCGUUGAUCCAAAGCACCACCGCUACUUUGUGGCUCGCCGCGGCCAAGUCCUCAGGGACCUUGCUGAUGAAUAUGGUGGCGUGAUGGUGAGCUUCCCUCGCACAGGCACUCAGAGUGAUAAGGUCACCCUGAAAGGAGCCAAAGAAUGUGUGGAAGCAGCCAAAAAGCGCAUGCUAGAGAUCAUUGAGGACUUGGACGCUCAAGUGAUCAUUGAGUGUGUGAUCACUCAGAAGUUCCACCGUUCUAUCAUGGGUCCCAAGGGCUCACGGAUCCAGCAGAUCACUAGAGAUCACAAUGUGCAGAUCAAGUUCCCAGAGCGUGAGGACCCUCAAGCAGCACCCCCUGCGGAGGCCCCCAUUCAGGAGAACGGCGAGACCGACGCGGGAGAAGUGAAGGAGCCCGUCGAUCCAAGCGCGCCCAAAAAGUGUGACGUGAUCGUGAUUUCUGGCCGCAAAGAGCGGUGCGAGGCCGCCGUGGAAGCACUGAAGGCCUUGGUUCCUGUCACUAUUGAGGUGGAAGUGCCUUUUGAUCUUCAUCGCUACAUCAUCGGACAGAAAGGAAGUGGAAUUCGCAAGAUGAUGGAUGAAUUUGAGGUUAAUAUUCAAGUGCCUGCCCCUGAGCAGCAGUCUGAUAAAAUCUCCAUCAGCGGCUUAGCCAAUCACCUCGACCGAGCCAAAGAGGGCCUCUUGGAGCGCGUCAAAGAGCUGCAGGCCGACCAGGAGGAUCGGGCACUCAGGAGCUUUAAGCUGACCAUCACUGUGGACCCCAAAUAUCACCCUAAAAUCAUCGGCCGCAAGGGCGCCAUCAUAACGACCAUCCGCACUGAGCACGACGUUAACAUCCAGUUCCCAGAGAAGAGCGAUGAAAACCAGGAUCAGAUUACUAUUACAGGUUAUGAGCACAAAGCCAUAGCGGCACGAGAUGCCAUCCAGGCUCUAGUGGACGAACUCGAGGAGAUGAUCUCCGAGGACAUCACCCUGGACAGCCGGGUCCAUGCCCGCAUCAUUGGAGCCCGCGGCAAGGGCAUCCGCAAGAUCAUGGACGAGUUUAAGGUCGAUCUCAGGUUUCCCCAGAGUGGAGCUCCAGACCCGAACCUUGUGACCGUCAUAGGUCGCCCCGAGCUUGUGGAUGAAGCCAUCGACCACCUUCUGAACCUGGAAGAGGAAUACAUCUCAGAUGCUGUGGAGAACGAGACGAAGAUGUCUUACACAAGGCCUCAUGGGGGAAGCGCUGCCGGCAUGGAUGAACAACGUGGCCCGUCUAAAGGGUUUGUGGUGAGGGAGGCUCCCUGGACCACUGGCAAUGAGAAGGCCCCGGACAUGAGCAGCUCUGAAGACUUUCCCAGCUUUGGAGCCCCAGUGGCAACCAAGUCUUCUCCCUGGGGACCCAAGCGCUUCUAAGCCAAACUGCUACAGAUGGGCCCAAACUAAACCGGACACAAUCUCCCCCUCUCUCGCCCCUAAACCCCUAUUGACCCGGACUGACCGCUGACCCUACAAGUCUUCAGUUCUGAGAAUGUCAUUCUUCUCUGUGUACUUAUCCCGCCCUGCCCUCGCCGAUUCAUCAGUCUAAAAGUGCUUUCAGAUACUGUAAUUGACUUGUGAGCUUUUGUAAAUGCUCUUAACGCAAAAAAAAUGAAGAAAAAAAAGGUUGCGUCUAUAAAGACGAGACUGACAUGUAAGUGUUGAUUAGCCCUGACAUUUCAUCGUGGUUUGAACUGUUAUACCAAAUUCAGCACUGGCAAGACAUGAGUUUUUUUAUUUUGUUCGUUAGUUUUUUUUUUAGCUGCCCUUCUCUUAGUUGCCUUCGCAGGUUUGGGUAAAGGGCUUGAAUCACAGCUGGUGACGCGUUCCGACGCACCCUCCCCCUGAACCGCCUGCUUUACUCAUGUAGCCGAGUGAGAAUGGUCAGUCGUUGGCUCUCAAGCUGCAGUGGUCGUCCUCUUUGUCGCAUCUAUCCAUUUGCGUGUUUGCUGUGCUUCUGUGAGUCGUGGCACGUACCUUACAUGUAGCCUUACGACUUGGUAAACCUUACAGGGGGGUGGUGGCGUCGGCAGUCGUAGCCGUCGCCGUCGCAGCACCCAUUCAAACUGCCAGAUGCUCGGAGAUCAUGCCCCGAACUACACUUCUUACAACACUAUGGCCUAGAGCUCCAACGUAUCAAACCUCACACUAACUGUUGAAUGAAACUUUUUUUUAUUUUGACUUUCAGAAGUAAAUCACUAAACACAAAUCUAAUUACGACCAUGUUUGUGAGCUAAAACAGCAGACCAUCUCGUGCCAACUAUUUGUCUAGUGGUGUCCUGUGUUACUCAUCCUCUGUAGUGGGUCAGUGUCCAGUCCCUUUGUCUUCCAGUUGCUAUGCAGAUUGUUCUGUUCAAUAUAGCAAUGGCCCUUUUUUUUUUUUUUUAAUCAGCCUUACAGUUGGAAAGAUACAAACCAGGUAGCGGUGAUGUCUCGGUGCCUUUUUUAAUGGCCAACUGGGAAUGGUAUGUUUAUUGUUCAUGUGAAAGCUCUUGGAACAUAACCCCCUCAACCCCACCCCACCCCAGUUAUCGUAAUGAGUUUAAUUUUGCCUGAGGAGUGCAGAGUUAGCUUGCUGCUACCUGCUAAUUGAAUACCUUGCAUCAGCCUACCUUGGUUUUUAUCCUUCUAGCAUUGAAUGAAAGAUUAUGCAAAUACCAUUGAAGUGAACGGUUAUGGAUGACACUGGAAAAGAAAUUGUCCAAAAAGUCAAUAAAAAUUGAAAAUCUC